CAGAGAAAUGUGAUUUGUGUCUGAGGCUCAAACUCUGACGUGGAGAAGACAACCGACCGGGAACCGACCGGGAACCGACCGGGAGCCGCCAGGUGCUCUGCGGGGAACCGGGGACCCACCGGAGACACACACCGACCCUCACCGACCCCUCUGCCCGCCGGAGAGCCGCCCCGGUGCCCAGCGGCAGCAUGUCUCUGUUCAAAGCCCGUGAUUGGUGGUCGGCAGCUCUCGGCGAGGGCGAGGAGUUCGACCAGGGAUGCCUGUGUGUCGGAGAUGUGGACAACAGCGGCAGCGGACAUGACAAAGUGGUGGUGGGCAGCUACAUGGGAAUGCUGCGCAUCUUCUUCCCACAUGUCAGUAAGUCCAGUGAGGCCGGUGUGGCCGACGCCCAGCUCCUGGAGGUCCAGCUUCAAAACGCCAUCAUCCAGGUGGAAGUGGGAAAGUUCGUCUCGUGCUCGGAGCUUCUUCACCUGGCUGUUCUCCACCCCAGGAAACUGUCCGUCUACUCUGUGUCAGGCACUGCAGGGAACGUGGAGCACGGUGACCAGUACCAGUUGAAGCUGGUUUAUGAACACAACCUGAAGAGAACGGCCUGCAACAUGACGUACGGCGCCUUCGGAGGAGUAACAGGGCACCACUCCCUGUGCAUCCAGUCCAUGGACGGGAUGCUGAUGUUCUUCGAGCAGGACAGUUACUCCUUCGGCAGGUUCCUCCCCGGCUUCCUGCUGCCCGGUCCUCUGGUCUACAACAGCAGGACAGACGGCUUCCUGACCGUGUCCUCCGCCCGACAGCUGGAAAGCUACAAGUACGAGACUCUGGCCGUGGCCACAGAGGCGGAGACUCGGCAGGAUCCUGACCAGCCCGUGAAGACUGGAGGCAAGAGGCUGACACCCGACUGGACGUUUGUCCUGGGAGAACAGGCCCUCGACCUCUCCGUGCCCUCCUUCUCCCACUCCUCUUCAUCGAUCUUCGUCCUGGGUGAGAGGAACCUCUACUGCCUCAGAGACAAUGGCCAGAUUCGCUUCAUGAAGAAGCUGGAGUUCAGCUCCAGCUGCUUCCUCCCUUACGCCUCAGUGACGGAGGGAAUGACCAACCUGCUGCUGGGGAACCACACCAACAUGCUACUGGUUUACCAGGAUGUGACUCUGAAGUGGGCGGCCCAGCUCCCCUUCGUGCCCGUGGCCGUGCGCAUCGCCAACUUCCCGGAGUUGAAGGGCCUGGUGGUCAGUCUGAGUUCGGACGGUCACCUCCUGUGCUCCUACAUGGGCACAGACCCCUCCUUCUUCUCCACGCCCAAGGUGGACGCCAGGGAGGCCGACUAUGAGCAGGUGGACGCUGAGAUGAAGAAGCUCCAGAAGUUCAUCAGAGAUGCCACAAGGACUCAGGACAUCCUCCCUAAAUCUGAUGCUGAGGAGGACCUGACUAUGAAAGCUUCUGUGUCCUCAAGUGUGGACAGUCCAUCGCAAGCUCUGACUCAAGAUAUCGACGGUGUGGCCGUCCCCUCAGUCACCAUCCAGGUGAAGGUGAAGGCCUGUGGGGUUGUGUCGUCCUGUAAACUGAGUGUUGCCGUUCAGCCGCCUCUGGCCGUCACCCAGGACCAGUUUGCUCUCGAGCCGAUGGGUGUCGGUUCCUCCACCGUCGUUAAGUUUUCGGCUUUCCUCAAUGGCCGCUACCCCCCCGCUGACCUUACCGGAGACAUCACUGUGUCCUACAGUUCGCCAACAGAGCUAAACCCCAAAGGAGUUCCCAGGGUUCUCCAGGCCAGGUUCAGUCUUCCUCUGCUGCUGGUGUGUGUUCCGUCAUCUCCGGCCAAAACCACCAAGUUUAAGAUCAGUGUGGAAACCAACCAGCCGCCGGUCGACCUCCACGCCAUCUUCCCCGAGUUUUCAGAGAAGUCGGAAGAUAAGGACGGGAACACUUUGGCGUUCCAGUUCCUGUCGGGAGCCAAAGUGACUGUGGUCGCGUCCCGGACCUCCCAGCGUUACCGCAUCCAGAGCGACAGCUUUGAGGACAUGUGGCUGGUGGUGAAGGAGCUGGUGCAGAGGUUCGACGGACAUUUCGCCAAACUGGGAGUGAAGGACUUCAAGAAGAGCUUCAGUGGACCGUUACCCCUGCAGGACUACUUCCUGUUAGUCGACCACCACUUCCAGCUGCGUGUCAGUGCUCAGCAGUACCAGGACCUGCUGUCGGAGCGAGCGGUCCAGUUCAGAGCCAUCCAGCGCCGCCUGCUGACUCGAUUCAAGGACAAAACCCCGGCCCCUCUGCAGAACCUCGACACACUGCUGGACGCCACUUACAGCCAGGUGAUGACGCUAGCGGAGGCAGCGGAGGAGAACAGGGCUCGGCUGGAGGAGGCGUUCGUCCGCCUGCGCUCUUCCACUCACCUGCUGGUGCUGUUGCUGUCGCUGUGGCACGGCCUCACCCCCGACCAGACGGCCAUCCUGGAGGCCACGCUGCUGCCGCUGCUGCAGGACUCCCCCCAGCUGGGUUGGGAGGAGAGCUGCGACGCCGCCCUCUCCCACCUCCUGCGGAGCUGCUUGUCGCGGAGCUCCAAGGACCAGGCCACGUCUCUGGCCCAGAUGGGAGGCCCCCUGCUGAGCCCGCCCCGGGACACCGCCCGCCUGAAGAAGCACAUCACGCUGCUGUGCGAUCGCAUCGGCAAGGGAGGCCGUCUCAGCCUGGCCUCCGAGGCCAACGCCCCCGUCCCCGCCCAGGUCCAGAACCUGGCUGCUCCUGGAGGUGUUGAGCCCAUUGCAGAGGGGCCUGGCGGGGGGGAGGAGCUGGAGCUCCAACAAGAGGCCACCAAGUUCAUCAAGAAGAAACAGCCGUCGAAGAAAGUCAAGAAAGAUAAAGACUCUAAAGAGAAGAAAGAAGUGUCCAAGGAGCCGUCCACCGUGACGGAGGAAGCAGGAGGAGCGGAGGAGCCCGUCAAGGAGGUGAAAAAGGAAAAGAAGGAGUCGUCCAAGGAGAAGAAGGAGUCGAGCAAAGAGCCCAAAGAGGAGGCGAAGAAAGAGUCAAAGAAGGAGUCUUCAUCCUCCAAGGAGAAGAAGGAGUCUUCCAAGGAGAAGAAGGACAAAGACAAGGAAGGGAAGGAGGCCAGCAAGGAGUCAGGGGACAAGAAAGUGACCAAGAAGUCCUCUGUAAAAGUGAAAGAGAAGAAGAAGGAGCCGGAGGUGGAGGAGGGCUGAGAGGAGCUGAGCAGGGAGCUCACACACGUGAAUAAACAACACGAUACACGUCCAAACAUCAUACAGAUAUAUAUACAUACGUGUGUAUACAGUACACGUAAACAUAUACAAGGUCACAGAACUCAACAACACAUGCACAUAUGAGGUGUAAACAUGUAUUUACAUGUAAAUAUCUUCAGUCAAGGUCACAUAUCUCAGUAGCCAAGCAAUUUCCUCCCAGACGCAUAUUUACAGUAAUAACUGAUCCCCAGACACACACACACACACACACACACACACACACACACACAAACACACACACACUCUGCUGGACCACACCACAUCCAGUAGUUCUGGUGUGUGGGCAUGGACUGGCUCCUCCUCCUCCUCCUCCUCCUCCUCCUCCCCCUCCUCCUCCUCCUCGGACGUUUUGCUGACUCUCUCCUUCCUCCCUCCUCCUCCUCGUCUUCGGCGUCGCGCUCUGGCAGCAGCUGAACCCGCAGCCCUGCGCCUCCUCUAAUCCCUGUCAGGCCUCAAACCACCCCCCCGCCCACGUUCACCCCUGGAUGUGAUGUCAGACCCGCCCUCUCUCCGGAGCCUCCCCCGCCUCACCGCUAAGAAUAAACGCCCGCGGCGUCCAGCUGCCCGGCAGCUUCCGGGUGAGACGAGGCCACAUCCUACAGCCACCUCCACCGCCCCCCCACUCUGAAGUCUGCCAGUCAGUUUGUGUUUUCUUUGUGUUUUAUUAUCGGGGACACUGGAGGACACGCGGCGGCCGAUGGACACACACUUGCAGCUGCGGGGUCAGAACCUGGAACUGUUUUCGUGCGGUGGAAACCAACAGGGCGUUUACUGGAAAAAGCUCGGUGGCCAUCAGGAGCGGAGAAGAAUCCACGAGGCCGUCGGUCCUGCUCGUCUUCAGGGACGUGAUGAAGAGGAGGCUCGUGUGUUAGAGGAACCUUCAACCAGCUCAAAUGAUUUGAUUUGAAACGAUUUGUCAACGUAAAGCAAACAUCAGGAGGAGGAGGAGGAGGAGCUGAGUCUCUGUGUCCAAUAAUGUUAAAGAGACGUUUGUUUUGUGAAUCUAAAAAUCAAUGAAAUCAAUCAAUCAAUUGAUUAUUAAAAUCAAUCAACAUUAGAUCAUGUGAACAACUCCAUUGAACCUGAAUAUGAAAAGUCUCCUUUAAGUUCAGUUCAUUUAAAUUGUAAAUAAAGAAACAAUCAAGCAUCAAACUGACAGAGAGUGAAAGUUGACAUCAAAUGUCUGAUCAGACCGUUUGAUUGAAUAUUGAUUUAAUUCAAUUUCUGUUUCCGGUCUUUUGUUUAGACUAAAUAUAAUUUAAGUGUGAGCCCUUUACGUCAAAAGAUGGAAUUCAUGAAAAACGUGUAGUUUGGACAGAAGGUCGAGUUUCGAAUCUGACCUUUGACCCUGAUCUAGUUUAAAUGUAUUUCAUGUAUUUCUUUUUUUUUUUGGGUCUUUAGAAUUUAAAUGUUUGGGACUUUUACCACAAGAUAAAAUAAACCUGUACACGAUGCGUUGGAUGUAGUGUAGAGCAGGUUGUGUACUGUUGUGUUAGAUGUUCAGAUGUUCCAGCUCCUUGGAUUCUCCUUCUGAAGCCAGUCUUCAUCCCAACAGGAGAAACUCUGCUCUUGAAUCUCACUGAGGACUUUGUCAGACGUCUGCAGCCUGAAGAGAAUCCAACAAGGACUUUGAGAAGGAAAUAAACGCUAUUUAUGAAAUAUUUAGUAAUAAAAUGAUCGACUGUAAUCAAAGCUUUGUGUUGGUGCUCACUUUGUGUGUUUGUUGUUCUGAAGACGUCCUGUGACAGUUUCCAUCUUCUGUGGGGACAUGAACUCUGUGGUUUGUAAACAAAGAUGUGUAUUAAACAUAAAACGUAGAAGUGUGGACGCAGCCUGAUAUCAGAUGAAGAGAAAGACAAACAGUCAAAUUGUUCCUCAGACGCUGAACUGAACUGAAGACGUGAAUGUGUGAGCACGAGUCUCUGGAGCUUCUUUCUCAGUCUGGGCUCCGAGUGUAAAAUCAGUAUAAAGUCUGGAGAAGGUUUGAGGAUGAUGCU
Messenger RNA from Platichthys flesus (European flounder), 5245 nucleotides. RefSeq names its product Bardet-Biedl syndrome 9 (gene bbs9). The record is from RefSeq and is a predicted model, not a curated record. Gene Ontology annotation, biological process: cilium assembly. NCBI's taxonomy places the organism in Eukaryota, Metazoa, Chordata, Actinopteri, Pleuronectiformes, Pleuronectidae. Gene Ontology annotation, cellular component: membrane; BBSome.